Messenger RNA from Arachis duranensis, 1324 nucleotides. RefSeq names its product transcription repressor OFP3-like. Gene Ontology annotation, biological process: negative regulation of DNA-templated transcription. Lineage: Eukaryota; Viridiplantae; Streptophyta; Magnoliopsida; Fabales; Fabaceae. Gene Ontology annotation, molecular function: DNA binding. The record is from RefSeq and is a predicted model, not a curated record.
AAGCUUUGUGCAUAUUUGCUGGUAGCAAUGAUGAGAAAAAGUAAUUGGUAGACAAACUUGGUCCCCUUAGUUUCAUGCUGGAAAACUUUUUGUACAAUUGGACCACAAAUCUUUAUUCUUUGUUUUUCUUCCACCUGUUAUAAACCAAGCUUUUUGGUUAUAAACAUCUUCAUAUUUGAAUUUGGCACAAAUCUAAGCCAUCAUAAAUACACAACACUGAAGAGUGCCUCUAAUGGGUAAUAACAAGUUCAGAUUCUCAGAUAUGAUUCCAAAUGCUUGGUUCUAUAAGCUCAAAGAUAUGAGCAAAUCAAGGAAGAGGAAUGGAUCUCAUCAUGUUUUGAAGAACAACACCAGUAGCAAGGUUACUUCACCAACAACAUCACAAAGGUCACAUCCAAGGUGUUCGAAUUAUUUCCCCAAUGAAGCUUUUAUAAGAGCUGGUAAGUUAUACAACAUCCCAAUUCACAAUAAUAAAGAGUUUUUUGGUGGAACCAUUCCAUGUCCAUUGAUUGAUUCUUCACCAAGAAUGUCAUCAUCAAAGAGAAGGUCUAGGAGGAAAACCAUUUACAAGCCUUCUCCAACUGUUGUUUCUUCUUCAACUUUCAUGGCCAAUUCUAAUUUUGAUUCGGCACACAACAACAUUCAGUCACCAAAUUAUGAUGCUUCUUCCGUUGAAAGCUCUUCUGAAUCUGAUGAUGAUUUCCAUGAAUAUGUCUACUCUGAGUCUGAAUGUGAAAGCUUUUCAGUUCCGGAUUUGCUUAAUGGUAUAGACUCCAAUUGCAGCUGCAGGGUUAGUUCUUCAACAAAUGACAUCAUAAUUGACAUGAACAGUGAACAUUUCAAGGGGAAUAUGAGCAAGAAAGAUGGGGUUGAGAUGAUUUCGCAAUCAGGCCUUGCUCCUAUAUUGACAAAGUCAGAGAGGUUUGAUGACAAGGUGAGUGUUUCUUCCAAUGGAAGUAAGAGUUCAAGGAAUGCAGGGUUUCCGGAUGGAUAUGCUGUGGUUAAGUCCUCAUUUGAUCCGCAAAGUGACUUUAGGGAGUCAAUGUUAGAGAUGAUUGUCGAGAACAAUAUCCGUGCGUCAAAGGAUCUAGAGGACUUGCUUGCCUGCUACCUCUCCCUAAAUUCAAGUGAAUUCCAUGAUCUCAUUGUUAAAGCAUUUGAGCAGAUAUGGUUUGAUUUGGCUCAACUUAGAAUGUAAAUUUCUCAUAUAUUAAUUAUUAUCCGAUGUAUGUUUAUAUAAUCUUGUAACUACCAUAAUUCUCUCUAAAACUUAUGUUCUGAACCAUCAGCAUUUCAACUUGGGAUAAUUCUCAUACAAAGUAUA